Acinonyx jubatus (cheetah) is the source of this 3997-nucleotide messenger RNA. RefSeq names its product elongation factor for RNA polymerase II 2 (gene ELL2). The transcript has 12 exons. Bases 174 to 2102 code for a protein of 642 amino acids. NCBI's taxonomy places the organism in Eukaryota, Metazoa, Chordata, Mammalia, Carnivora, Felidae. Gene Ontology annotation, biological process: snRNA transcription by RNA polymerase II; positive regulation of transcription elongation by RNA polymerase II; transcription elongation by RNA polymerase II. The record is from RefSeq and is a predicted model, not a curated record. Gene Ontology annotation, cellular component: transcription elongation factor complex. Gene Ontology annotation, molecular function: cis-regulatory region sequence-specific DNA binding.
GGGGCGGGUGGCGGCGGUGGCAGCCGGAGGUCUGGCUGCGCGCAGUAUAUGACAGUACGUCAGCAGCGGGAUGGCCGUAGCUGUGGCGGCGGCUGCAGAAGCCCUAGCAGCCGCGGCCGCAGUGGAGGCUAGAGCCCGAGCGGCGUCGGCGUCCGCACCCCUGGGAGUUUAAGAUGGCGGCAGGGGGGGCGGCGGGCCUGCGGGAGGAGCAGCGUUAUGGGCUGUCGUGCGGACGGCUGGGACAAGACAACAUCACCGUACUGCAUGUGAAGCUCACCGAGACGGCGAUCCGGGCGCUCGAGACCUACCAGAGCCACAAGAAUUUAAUUCCUUUUCGACCUUCAAUUCAGUUCCAAGGGCUCCAAGGGCUUGUCAAAAUCCCUAAAAAUGACCCCCCCAAUGAAGUGCAUACCUUUAACUUCUAUUUGUCAAAUGUGGGUAAGGACAACCCUCAGGGCAGUUUUGACUGCAUCCAGCAAACAUUUUCCAGCUCUGGAGCCUCCCAGCUCAAUUGCCUGGGAUUCAUACAAGAUAAAAUUACAGUGUGUGCAACGAAUGACUCGUAUCAGAUGACACGAGAAAGAAUGACCCAGGCAGAGGAGGAAUCCCGCAACCGAAGCACAAAAGUUAUCAAACCCGGUGGACCAUAUGUAGGGAAAAGAGUGCAAAUUCGGAAAGCGCCUCAAGCUGUUUCAGAUGCAGUGCCUGAGAGGAAACGGUCAACCCCCAUGAAUCCUGCAAAUACGAUUCGAAAGACUCACGGAGGCAGCAGUGUUUCUCAGCGUCCAUAUAGGGACAGGGUGAUUCACUUACUGGCACUGAAGGCUUACAAGAAACCGGAGCUCCUGGCUCGACUGCAGAAAGAUGGUGUCAAUCAGAAAGACAAGAACUCCCUUGGAGCAAUUCUGCAACAGGUAGCCAAUCUGAAUCCUAAGGACCUCUCGUAUACCUUAAAGGAUUAUGUUUUUAAAGAACUUCAAAAAGACUGGCCUGGAUACAAUGAAAUCGACAGACGGUCAUUACAGUCAGUGCUCUCGAGAAAAUUAAAUCCAUCUCAGAAUGCUGCCAGCACCAGCCGUUCAGAAUCUCCUGUAUGUUCUAGUAGAGAUGCUGCAUCUUCUCCUCAGAAACGGCUUUUAGAUUCAGAUUUCAUUGAUCCUUUAAUGAAUAAGAAAGCUCGAAUAUCUCACCUGACAAAUAGAGUGCCGCCAACAUUAAAUGGUCAUUUGAAUCCCACGAGUGAAAAAUCUGCUGCAGGCCUCCUGCCGCCUCCUGCAGCUGCUGCCAUCCCUACCCCUCCACCACUGCCUUCAACCCACCUGCCCGUUUCCAACCCUCCUCAGACUGUAAAUUCUAACUCCAAUUCCCCUAGCACUCCAGAAGGCCGGGGGACUCAAGACCUACCUGUUGACAGUUUUAGUCAAAACAGUAGUAUCUAUGAGGACCAGCAAAACAAAUAUACCUCUAGGACUUCUCUGGAAACCUUACCCCCUGGUUCAGUUCUACUAAAGUGUCCAAAGCCUAUGGAAGAAACCCAUUCAAUGUCUCACAAAAAGUCCAAAAAGAAGUCUAAAAAACACAAGGAAAAGGACCAAAUUAAAAAGCACGACAUUGAGAUGACUGAAGAAAAGGAAGAGGACCUUAAAAGAGAAGAAGAGGAAAUUGCCAAGCUGAACAACUCCAGUCCAGAUUCCAAUGAAGGAGUUAAAGAGGGCUGCACUGCCUCCAUGGAGCCUUCUUCAACAAUUGAACUCCCAGAUUAUUUGAUAAAAUACAUUGCUAUCGUCUCCUAUGAGCAACGCCAGAAUUACAAGGAUGACUUCAAUGCUGAAUAUGAUGAAUACAGGGCCUUGCAUGCCAGGAUGGAGACUGUAGCUAGACGAUUUAUCAAACUUGAUGCACAACGAAAGCGGCUUUCUCCGGGCUCAAAAGAGUAUCAGAAUGUUCAUGAAGAAGUCUUACAAGAAUAUCAGAAGAUCAAGCAGUCCAGUCCCAAUUAUCAUGAAGAAAAAUACAGAUGCGAGUAUCUUCAUAACAAGCUGGCUCACAUCAAAAGACUAAUAGGUGAAUUUGACCAACAGCAAGCAGAGUCAUGGCACUAGAUCUCUGCUUGGACCAGAAGAUGUGAAUAAACUUAAGCUUAUUUAUUUAAAAUUCCAAAUGAGUUGCUCUAAGAUGCUAAAAAAAUGAAACUUUGCUUGUUGAAAGUUUCAGUAUUAGUAAACUUGAGUUAUUUACUUUUUUUUUUUUUUUCCAUUUUACUUUGCUUCCCUGCAUUUUUGAAGCUGCUUUUUCUGGUCCUUCUUCCCAUGCCUACCCCACCCCCAAGACUUAUGUUUGUCAAUAGAAAUAAUUUUUUUUAGAUAUUGGAGAUCCAGUGUCUAUACUUCAAAUCAGCUCUUUUCCUUAAAAACUUAUGUUUGUCAUUAGAAAUGAUUUUUUUUAAGAUAUUGGGGAUCCAAUGUCCAUACUUCAAAGUUAUGUGUGUUUAAAAAAAAAAAACAGUAAUGUGCAAGGUGAAAUGCUUUUGGAUAAACAUAAGCCUAUUUUCUGACCUUUCUUAACGCAAACUCUUUGCCUUAAAUGGUAGAAUAUUUAGAAAUUUGCACAAAAUACAAAAAAAAAAUUUAAAACAUUGUUUUGGAGGGUUAAGAAAUAGAAAGGUGUAUGUGUAUGUGUAUAAAUAUGCACACAUAUGUACAUACAGGCUGACUUGAUCUAGAACAGUAAAUCCGCCCUGCAAGUUAACCCCCCAUUGCAAUGGUUGCCUUAAGGUGUUUGCUAGUUGUGUACAUAGUGUGGUUAAUCAUUAGCUACACUACUUCCCACUUGGUUAGAGCAAUGGGAAGUAUACUGUGGCCUACCAGCGUCUGAAAGCGUGUGCUCGACCAGUAUGUGUGCAGAGGUGGUGUGGAUGUGAGCGUGCAUGGAGGAAAAAAGCUGCUACUCUCAGUAGGCCAAACGCUCAGGUUAAACAACAGACGAGUGUUACUGUAGGGUUUUUUGUUUUUGUUUUUGUUUUUUUUUCCUGUCAAAUUGCUACUUCUAUCGUGGAAGACAAAAGCAUUUCCAUUUCAACAGUUUGUCAGCUUUAUUAAUGUUGGGCAAAAUCAAUAUGUUAUGAAAAUGAAACAGAUCUAUAGUUUUGGGGCAAAAUUAUAAAAUUAAACAUGUAGGUAACCUAUUUAUAUACUGCUAUAAAGUAUUUUUUGAAGAGAGAUAUGCAAAGAAGCUAUUACCUACAUGAAAUGUAUAUUUAAAGAUUUUUUUUCAUCCUGGGAGCCAGGAAUAUAAAAAAGAGCAGAUAUAUUUAACCAUAACAUACUGUGAUUCAUCAAACAGCACAAACUUUCAUUUCAUGGAGUUUAUCUGUUGACGUUGAUUUAAACUAUCAUUUGUUUUAUCAUGUGGGAACAUAAGUUAUGUGGUCAAAAAUAUAAGGAUUUUGAACUAAUGUUGAUUCAAGUUGUGUUGUCUUAUCGUAUUGUCUUUUCAAAGUGCUGCCAGUUGAAAAGGGAAGCAUUAUGUUUACAAAUCUGUUUUGAAAUGUUUGCCAAAAUUUUGGUAGUAUCUUUAAUAAAGUUUGUCUCCAGCAUCCAAAAAAUAAAUAAAUAAAUAAGUAACUUUGUUGUGUAUCGGUAUAAACCAGAAAAUGUUGGUAUCUAGAGAACCUGAGAGCAUGUAGAUGAACUUUUCUCUUUGAAUUCUUCUAAAACAUUAACUGGAAAGAGUAAAUAAUAUAGAAACGUAUGCAGAAGUAAAAGACGAUGCAAAGACUGAUACAAGGCCCUGUACACUAUAACUGUAACAUUACUACAGGAAUUUGAUUUUUCUGUAGCACAGACGUCCUAGAGAAUUGGUUUCUUUUAGCAUUGAGAUCCCUGGUGCUCUUCCUUUUACCUCAGAAUUGGUACAAUCAUUACUAAAUGUUCAUUGAUUUCAAACUUUGAGUUGAAAAAAGAUAGGAAAUGGGAAUAAAUGUGUUCCUUAUAUUAUG